Aspergillus ochraceoroseus IBT 24754 is the source of this 1635-nucleotide messenger RNA. RefSeq names its product cytochrome P450. Lineage: Eukaryota; Fungi; Ascomycota; Eurotiomycetes; Eurotiales; Aspergillaceae. Gene Ontology annotation, molecular function: oxidoreductase activity, acting on paired donors, with incorporation or reduction of molecular oxygen; monooxygenase activity; heme binding. Bases 1 to 1635 code for a protein of 544 amino acids. The transcript has 6 exons. The record is from RefSeq and is a predicted model, not a curated record.
AUGGCGGCGUUAAUGGCGGUUAACCUCUAUUAUAUCGCAGACCGUGUUGUCUUCGCGUGUCUGGUUACCGGCUCACUCGCCCUUCUCUGCUACCUCAUAGUCGUGGUUGCUGACUAUCUGGAUGGAUGGAGCCGGAGGAGGGCUCUAGGUGACAUCCCCAUUUUGGAUGGAGGGAACAAAUUCAGUCGCUUGCUGAGACGGAACCAGAGCGACUUGGAACAUGCAAAAGAAUAUGCCAAGGGAUACAAUCAGUAUAUCAAAGCGGGCAAACCGUAUGCAACAAAGAUGCAACACGAUGAUUAUGUUGUUGUACUUCCCCAGAAUGCUUUCAAGGAAUAUCGUAAUCUGCCAUAUGAUCGAGUGAGCUUCCUUCAUGCGUUAGAACAGCUCAUCGACUCGAAAUUGCAUUUUAAUGUAAUCACCAGGCUUCCCAUUGAAGCGCUUCAAUCUUGCAACAAUGAGGCUACUCUGAAGAAUUUCCAUGACCUCAUAGUGCAGGAGAUUGACAAAUACAUGCCCUUGGUUUUCUCCCGGAAAGACAGUAAGCAAAAGGAACAAGCGGAUUGGAAGGAGUACAGCACAGGAGAUGCAAUCUUCUCAAUAUGCUCCAAUGUCGCCAUGUCCGUGAUCGUCGGUCCAGAAUUCGGUGCAGAUCAGACACUCGUGGACGAGACUGUGUCGGUUGCUGACACCAUGGAGAUAAGCCGCUAUACACGUACGGGCUCCCCGCGCAUUCUGCGGCCAUUGAUCUGGCGCUUUAUGCCACUAUUUCGUGGCUUGAGGGCAAAGCACGCCAUGUACUAUGCAAGACUAGCUCCGGAGGUACAGCGCCGUAUUGACAAUGUACGAAUGGGACAAGCGAAGACAGACGACGACAGACCAUUUACCCUGUUGGAUUCCUUGAUUAACGUAGCGUUCAAGAACGGCACCUUGAAUCGGAACGAGAAGAAUGCGGAUGAGGAUGAGGUUGUGUACCUGUUGGUCCAGGUAGUUGUGCUCUUCCAUCUUGAACUCACCAGGCCCAUUUCAGCAAACGUGACGUUUCAAAUAUUCAGUAUAUUGGAUCACCCAGAGUACAUAGACCCCCUCCGACAGGAAAUCACAGACGGCCUGAAAGCCCUUGGUGGGAAUUGGACAUCUGAGAUGAUAAAACUCACCCCCAAACUGGAAAGCUUUGCUCGAGAGACUUUCCGGAUGCAUGAAAUAGGAGCCUUCGUGGGUAUCCGCCGUGUAAUGAAACCACUCACUCUGAAAACACUGGACCUGUCUCUCAAACCCGGCACACUCAUCGUGACUCCCUCCGUUAUUGCUCAGCGUGAUCCCGAUAAUUACCCGGCUGCAGCGACGUUUGAUGGAUAUCGCUUCUAUGAUGCUUGUAAUGGAACCUGUACGCCGCGGCUGACAACCGCAACCUCUACCUUCCUAGUGUUUUCACAGGGGAUCAGUACCUGCCCUGGUCGAUUUCUAUCCGCCCACAUGCUGCGGACCAUAUUCAUGAAGUUUUUACUCCAGCAUGAUAUGGAGCCCCCGCAGAAAGAGAAGCUGCAGGCGUAUGGACUUCCCAGUUUAGGGUUCAUUUACAACCCUAACAGGUCGGUUGUGAUGAGAGUUAGACCACGGCAUUCAACAGACUAG